GGCUCGGUUUCUAGUAGGGGAAGCUCCGCCUCCUAGGGCUGUUGAUUGGCCCAACUUUUUUUCAGCUAAUUUUUACCAGCAUCCUCUCGGUCUGAUUGGCUCGCUUUGCUCAAUUCCGCCGGGAGCCGCAUCCUACCUGGUCGCGAGGUGUACAGCCUCUCCACCUUCUCCUUUCUGCACUCACCAGUCUGCAGCUGAGGUGGGAGGAAAAGUCCUGGCUGGAGAACUAGGAAGAAAAAGCGAUCCCCAUGGGUUCUUGGAAAGCUCUUCUCUUCUCCCCUUUUCUUCUGUGGAAUCAAAGGAGAGGCGUGAGGUUGAUGUUCCUGUUACUGACCGUGCAUCUGGGAAACUGUGUUGAUAAAGCAGAUGAUGAAGAUGAUGAGGACUUAACAGUGAACAAAACUUGGGUCUUGGCACCGAAGAUUCACGAAGGAGAUAUAACACAAAUUCUUAACUCCUUGCUUCAAGGCUAUGACAAUAAACUUCGCCCAGAUAUAGGAGUGAGGCCCACAGUAAUUGAAACUGAUGUUUAUGUAAACAGCAUUGGACCGGUUGAUCCCAUAAACAUGGAAUACACAAUAGAUAUAAUUUUUGCCCAAACCUGGUUUGAUAGCCGUCUAAAAUUCAACAGUACCAUGAAAGUGCUCAUGCUUAACAGUAAUAUGGUUGGGAAAAUUUGGAUUCCUGACACCUUCUUCAGAAACUCAAGGAAAUCUGAUGCUCAUUGGAUAACAACUCCUAAUCGUCUUCUUCGAAUAUGGAAUGAUGGACGGGUUCUAUAUACUCUAAGACUGACAAUUAAUGCAGAAUGUUACCUUCAGCUUCAUAACUUUCCUAUGGAUGAACAUUCAUGUCCAUUGGAAUUUUCAAGUUAUGGAUACCCUAAAAAUGAAAUUGAGUAUAAGUGGAAAAAGCCUUCUGUAGAAGUGGCUGAUCCUAAAUACUGGAGGUUAUAUCAGUUUGCAUUUGUAGGAUUACGGAACACAACUGAAAUCUCUCACACAAUCUCUGGGGACUAUAUUAUCAUGACGAUUUUCUUUGACCUGAGCAGACGGAUGGGCUACUUCACCAUUCAGACGUACAUCCCGUGCAUUCUGACUGUUGUACUUUCUUGGGUGUCUUUUUGGAUCAAUAAAGACGCAGUACCUGCAAGAACCUCGUUGGGCAUCACCACAGUGCUGACUAUGACCACUCUGAGUACAAUUGCCAGGAAGUCCUUACCGAAGGUUUCCUAUGUGACUGCGAUGGAUCUCUUUGUUUCUGUCUGUUUCAUUUUUGUUUUUGCAGCUUUGAUGGAGUAUGGCACCUUGCAUUAUUUUACCAGCAACAAAAAAGUUAAGACUGCUAGAGAAAAAAAGCCAAAAAUCAAGACCUCGAUGUCCUCUGGACUCCAUCCUGGAUCUACUCUGAUUCCAAUGAAUAGCCUUUCUCUGCCGCAAGGAGAAGAUGAUUAUGGCUACCAGUGUUUGGAGGGCAAAGAUUGUGCCAGCUUCUUCUGUUGCUUUGAAGACUGCAGAACAGGAUCGUGGAGGGAAGGGAGGAUACACAUACGCAUUGCCAAAAUUGAUUCCUAUUCUCGAAUAUUUUUCCCAACAGCUUUUGCCCUGUUCAAUCUGGUUUAUUGGGUUGGCUAUCUUUACUUAUAAAUUCUACUUACUAGGAAAAAUGAAAAAGAAGUCUGGCUAAAUCCAAUAUAAUCUACUGUCCUUCAAUAGCAUGAAGUUUGAAUUCAAAAUGCAAAGAAACCAAUGGUUUAAAUGUGAAUAUUUAUUUUACCUAUUUUAUGGCUUUCAUAGGUAAAUAAAGUAGCAGCUUUCAGAUUAAUGUACUUUAUAUAAAACAAAUUAUUGCAAAAUUCAGCCUAUUAAAAUAGUAUUGUAUAUUUGUACUUUAAUUUUCUUUAUUUUUACAUAUAUCCUAUUAGGAGUUUGAAUUUAUGAGUUCUGUGAUUCAUAUUUUAAAGAUGGAAUAAUUUAUUACAAAUUUUAUUUAAAUUUAGCCAAUCAUUUGUAAUGGUGGCCUAAUCUAAUGCCUAAUACUAUGUAAUCUUUUUUUGCCUAGAAAAUAUUGUUAAUUUGGUUUUUUUUUUUUUUGCUUUUUAUUUUUAUGCUUUGUUUAGGAUAGAACUAGUUGAAAACAUUAAACCAUGAUUUCAUUGGGUCGAUUUCUAAGAAGCUUUACACCUCCAAAUAAAUUAAUUUUUAAAUUUUUAUAUUUUAAAGAAGAAAGGCCAGUUUUUAGCUUACCUUUAAUCUAGUUCAUUUCCUGAUGAAAUAUUUAGGUUUGGUGGCUUGCAAACUAGGAUGGAAACUAUCAAAGACACUUAAAUACAAGGUGAAAAGAAAUGAAAAAUAUUACAUUUAACCAUUUUAUUCUCUGUCUUAUAGCAUUUAUGAAGAACAAAGAGAUUAAUACUGAAAUGCUUAGAUCUACCAACCUUGAAAUUAAAUGACUUUUUCUUAAUCUUCUGCAAAAGUAUUAUAUUCCUUAAAUUAACAACAACAACAAACAUUGAGGAACAGGGCUUGUAUUUACUCAUGUGGCUAAAGAAUAUUAUCCAGCAAAUUGAUUUGAAAUUCAAUUUGAGGAUAUUGUCUUAGGUACAUACUAUUAACAUUUUUCAGACCAGUGAUAUUCUGGAAACACAGUUUCGGGCCUGUGUUGUAUAUUGUCUUUUCCAGUUCCUAAAUUUCAGCUUGGUCAGCUUUACGAGUUUGUUAUAAAUUGUAAUGACAUUCUGUUUUUCAGAAAACGUGAGCAGGCACAGAAACUAUAUUAAAGGUGAAAUUCUGUUAGAGGUACCUCUAAUGAAAAUGAGUGUAUGGAACACUCUCAAUUCUGAGAGACAGGAACAAAAAUAAUCUUACUAUAGUUUAGCGCCUGUUGAUUAAUAGUUUCCAAAUGUCUGUUUUGUUAAGAGGCAAGUUAAACUCAGGCUUUAAUUAUUGUAUUCCUAUAACUAGUUUAGCAUAUCAAUUAUUUAUAAGAACUCCCUGUUCAUUCACCAUCACCUAAUCAUUUGGAAAAUCACCAGGGUGAUCUUGAGGGUAGCCUUUAAACAUUGUUUCCAUUGUCAACAGCAACUGUCAGGACAGAGUUUUAAGAUCUGACCCAUCUCAGGUGUGUGGAGGAAGCUACCGCUUGUGCAUGUGACACCAUGUGGUUAGUGAAUACAUGAAUAUGCUCUGGCAUUGUUAUUCUUGGGCUUUUAGGAUAUAUAGGGGUUAUUUUAGUCUCGUGUAUUUCAUUUUGUAUCAACAGCCUACAUCUGAAUUUUUUCACUUUGCUUAUAAAUCUUGGGGAAAAGUAACCAUGAAUUAAGUGAUAUUGCCCAAAUAUCCACCGACACUGCUUUUUUUGAAUGGAGAGCCAAAUUAAACUUUGGCCAUGUAUAUAUUCACUUACAAAGUGCUCAUGCUUUCAUUUUUAUAACAUUGCAUAUUGAGAUAUUCUUAAGGUAAACAUUCAUUUAAAGAUAAAUGAAAAAUGAAGUACCAAUGAAGAAUAAAUCAUUUCACUAAAAUGUAUUAUGGAUAUUUCCAUGUUUUAAACUCUAGUCUGCUCAUUAUCAUGGGGGCAGUUUUAAUUCUGGUAUUCUUUCAAGUCUAUCUGAGCAUGACCAUACUUCAAAAUUCUUAAAAAUUAAUAUGAACAACUUUGCUUUUCUCACUGUGUUCCAUUAACUCAACUUUACUGUUCAAUUUUCACAUUGUGAAUAAAUGGAAAUAAAAUAUGAUGAUAAAAAUUAGAUAAAAAUAUGACAGAUGGUUUUCUAUGUACAUUCAUUGUAUAUACCAUCAAGACAUGUGAUUUGUUUUCAAAUCCAGUGGUAUACUGAGCAGUUCUAUUUAAAUAUGCAAAUCAGAAAGGGACGUGUGUACAAAUUUUAUUCUUUCUAAAAAUGAGAAUGAAAAGAAGAUGCAAUUAGAUUAUUUUUUACAAGAAAUCAAGUAGAUCUUACUGUAAAAGGAAAUGCAGUCUAAUCCCUGUUUCUCUCUUCUUUCAAGUAUUAGUUUUAUUAUUUUAGGAAAGAAUUCUUAAAAAAAAAAAUUCCUCCUUUUUCUCCAGGUGAGUUACAUCUUGAUUUUAUUGGACUCACUAGCACUUGUGUUUUCUGACUAUUUAAAUAUACACUGAAUAACAUACACCACAAGAAAAAAAAAUAGAUAUAGAAAGGAUAAUUGGACCAGAGGGACUUAAAAUAAUUUGGAGAAGUGUUAAUUAACAGUGCUAUCCUCUAAAUAUGUUACCAGGAUCCAGAAGUAUUGAAAAGGAAAAUUGUGACUGGUAUGAUUUUAUUCUCUUAGAUUUAUGAUUGCAUGAAAAUAUUUUAUCUAUUUUGAAUUGCAUAGAUAGACUCAAUUGAAAUAAAAUUCCUAAAAUGUCAAGUCAUUUCUGAAAAAAAGAGAAAAACUUAGAUUGUCUGAGAAUUCUGUAGGGAAAGGGCAUAAUUCAAGAGUAAAUCUAACUAAAUAGAAGGUGUUAAUGUAAUUAGAAAUUAGACAAUUCAUUGGAUACAUUAUAUUUUAAAAAUAUAGAUUUCAUUAAGGAGUUUUUAAAACUUAUUAACUUUAGGUUAAAGUACAAUAAAUAUGGGCUUCCCUGGUGGCUUAGAUGGUAAAGAAUCUGCCUGCAAUGAGGUAGACUCAGGUUCAUUCACCAUUGCAGGCAGGGGUUGGGAAGAUCCCCUGGAGAAGGGGACAGCUUCAGUAUUUCAGUAUACUGAAAUAUACUGAACCCACUUCAGUGUUCUUGCCUGGAGUAUUCCAUGGAUGUAGGAAACUGGUAGCCUAUGGUCGAUGGGGUCAAAGAGUCGGACACGACUGAGCGACUAACAUUUCACUUUUCACAAUAAAUGUGGGUAAAUAUAGAAACAACCCCCAGGGUUUUUCUCCCCCUUUAGUGAGUUCCCAUAUUCUGAUAUUAAAUUUAAUCAUAAGAUAUCUUAUAUUUCAGCUUAAUAGCAAGGCCCAUAUUGAGAGCUACAUCCUUUCCAAGGAUUCGGCAUCAAAAAUAGUGAUUGACAGAGCUCCCAAUCAAGGGCCCAUAACUGUAAGAUGUGAAACUGUGUUUCAAGUCAAGUGUGUUGUGAAGAAAGGCAUCUCGUACUUUGAUUAUGCAAGAGAUUUAGAUGAAAUGAUAUGUUUGAGUUUAAAAUUUAAAUUUAUUACCAAUAAUUGAAUAAAUGCAUAAUAAAUAAAUAAACACAUGUAUAAAAUCAUCAGUUUAUUUUUUUGUUGCUCAGUCAUUCAGUCACAUCUGACUCUUUAUGACUCCAUCACCUUGAGCCCACCAGGCUCCUCUGUCCAUGGGGUUUCUCAGGCAAGAACACUGGAGCAGGUUGUCAUUUCUUCCUCCAGGGGAUCUGUCUGAUUCAGGGACCGUAGCUGUGCCCCCUGUGUCUCCUGCAUAGGCAGGCAGAUUCUUUACCACUGAGCCACCUGGGACGUCCCCAAAGUUUUAUACCAGUGCCUAUUUUCACUCUUGAAAAAUUCAGCAAGAUACCACAUUUGCAAUUACAAUAAUUCAUUGAUCUUAGUGCCGGAGUUUAAGUGAAGUGGUUCCAUAGACAGUGAUUUAGCAUUUGUCCCAAGAAUAGCAUUUUGAAAAUAAUUUCUGACCAAGCUAUUUUUCUUUACAUCGUCAAAUUUAUGUAACUCCCUUUGUCACACCAAACAAAGUCCAGACUUACUUGCUAUUGUUUCUAUUGGUCACCAUGGUUUUUGCUGUUGGAGAGCCCUUAACAAAGCAUAGUAAAGUCAUGGAAGCCAUUCCCAACCUUCUAACAAAAUUUUCUAAGGAAUUUCCAGACACUACUGACCACAUUGCUCUAGUCAAUGUAAGGUCAGGUCUGUUUUCCUUGUGUUUGCAUUUUGAAAAUAACCUAACAAUUCAAAUAUUUAUGCAGCACUUCCUAUGUAUAAGGUAAUGCGGUACAAGAGGGAAUGUAAAAAUGAACUUUCCAUAGGAAAAUUAUCAUAUAAUCAGAAGAUUAGUUAUACAAUUUAAGAGAGGGAAGAUAACUGAGAAAGUUUCUUGGAGAAUAUGUGCUUAGAAAUGGGAGUUUGAGAAUUCAAUAUGUCAAUAGGUGAGGUUAAUAGAGAACACGUUUUCCAGUUGAGUAAACAGCUUGAAAAAAGAAACAGAAUCAAAUAAAAGUUUGCUUUCAUUUGGGUACAAAUAAAAGUUCAUUUUAACUGAAGGUUAAAAUUCAUAUAGGAACAAGCAAAGAUGAGGCUAGAUAGAUAGAUCUAGCCCCAUGAUAGGCAAGAAUACAAAUUUCAGAGGGCUGGGUGCUUCAAGCCUGGCGUGCUGCAGUCUAUGGGGUUGCAGAGUCGGACAUGACUGAGCUACUGAACUGAACUGGGUGAUACCAAUUCUUGAAGAGUGUAUGACGUUACGUGAAUACAGAAGCAUCAUUAUUCAUAUCACAAAAGUUUCAUCCUACUGGUGUGUGUGAUGUUUAGAAUAAGAAAAACCAGUUAGGAAGCUUCUACUAUAAUACAUGGAAGGAGAGAGAAUGAAGGUCAGUAUGCUGGGAAUAGAAGUUCAGUGGAGUAGGGGGAAAGAUAGAUCCUGAAAUAAAAGGAAAAAUGGCAAAGAAAAAGCUGUGAUUAACAGACAAUAUUAACUAAGUGACAUGCUGUGUGUAAGAAAGGGUGUCCUGCAUUGCAUAGUAGGUAAGGCGUGUAAACCACUAGAACAUUACAAGGAAAUUUCGGAUGUAUUAUGAUCUUGUUGUUACUUGUAACAUUUUAAUCAAAUGCUUAUUUUCCCUACUGAUCUAAGGUUUUCCCACAUUAGGGAUGACAAAAAAGAAUAAUCUCCUGAAAUACAGUCUGUCCAGAUUGUUAUUAUUUUGUAAAAAUCUGUUCCCUCACUGAAAAGGGCUUUCUCUUCAAGUAACUUUCUCUUCUUUCUUUCUAACUAAGGAAAAAUACUAUAUUUGGACAAAGAGUGGAAGGGAGAAGUGUGAACAGAAAUAGGCUGCUGAGUGACCAGACAAAUGCAGGAAGUUGAUUUCUGAUUCUCAAACAAUUUCUGAAAUAUUUGUCUCAACGUAAAUUAUUGUUGGACAAUGGAAUGUAUCUGGUACCUUUGAAUCUGUGUGAAUAGUUCAGAUUAGCCUGUGAUAGCUAUAAUGCAGUUAAGCUGAAAAGAGUUACUAAUUAAAAGACUUUGAAGAUAUAGAUGAUCUAAAUACAAAUGGUUUGGAUCUUGAUAAACUACUGUGAUAACAGUUUAUUUGUGUCCAUUUGUAGUCACUUUGUAUAAUAAAAUUUUAUGGCUUGUGAUUGCAAUGGCUUCUGUUGUCAGCUUCUGACCCGUCAUUUUGGGGAGCAUCCUGUGAGUGUGUGGCAAAAGUAUCUCAGUUUAUCUGUCUUCUUUCCUUUAAUGAUUCUGAGUGCAAAUAAAUGCAGUAACUUAU
This is a messenger RNA of Cervus elaphus (red deer), 7429 nucleotides long. It is a transcript of the gene GABRG1, whose product is annotated as gamma-aminobutyric acid type A receptor subunit gamma1. Gene Ontology annotation, biological process: chloride transport; gamma-aminobutyric acid signaling pathway; synaptic transmission, GABAergic. Gene Ontology annotation, cellular component: postsynapse; dendrite membrane; GABA-A receptor complex. Lineage: Eukaryota; Metazoa; Chordata; Mammalia; Artiodactyla; Cervidae. The transcript has 9 exons. Bases 249 to 1646 code for a protein of 465 amino acids. The record is from RefSeq and is a predicted model, not a curated record. Gene Ontology annotation, molecular function: benzodiazepine receptor activity; GABA-gated chloride ion channel activity; transmitter-gated monoatomic ion channel activity involved in regulation of postsynaptic membrane potential.